CACAGCAUACAUAUCAUCUGCUCGAUGUUCAUGACGGCGAAUCUGCUGCCGAGGCGCUUCCACUCAGCCUGUCUCUUCUUCUCUUUCCGCUCUCCUCGCUUCUUCUUCUCCUUCCUCCACUCGCAACGCAAGGUAGUAGCAUACAGCCAUCUCUUCGGGAACCAGCGUCACACAGCAAGCGCUGCUCAGCAACAUGGCUUCUUCUGCUACGACGGGUAACUGCUCGGCCACCACCGCAACGACUUACCUCCUCCUCGACCUCAACGGGAACCUCCACGUAGGCGACCAACCCACCCCAAACGCCAUCGAAGCCCUAUCCCGCCUCUCUGGUCUUGCCCAAUCCACCCUCUCCUCAGGCCGGCAGCUACGCAUCUCCUUCUGCAGCAACUCGUCGAAGGAGUCCACUCAGACCCUCGUGAGCAGGCUGAGGCGGAUGGGAUUUACGGACGAAGAAGCCAUGCCCGAGGGCAGUGUCUUCACGAGUCUGGAUGCGGCGAGACGUUUGCUUGUUUCGGGGCAGAAGAAGAGAAGGACACUCCUCUUGCUGAACGAGGAUGCUAUGCAGUCCUUCCAAGAUGAGGACGCUGAGGGGAGGCAAUCGCGCUAUUUCAAACCUCCCCAAUCUACUCUGCCAGCAGACUUGAACGAAAGCCAGCAAUCCGCCCUCCAAUCGUGCGACUCGGUGCUCAUCGGCCUCGCGCCAGACUUGAUGCGGUACGAAUGGCUCACUGAAGCCUUCCGCGUUUUGACUGGCGAGUACGCUUCGAAGGACCACCACCAGGAGGAACGGCCAGACCCGCUCCUGGUGGCUACCCACUCUGGUCGCUGCCUCCGCCCAGGGGAUGGGGGCCCCUUAGCCCUCGGUCCUGGUCCCUUUGUACAGGCGUUGGCGCAUGCGGCUGAUCUGGGUGAGGACAAGGUGAUCUGUGUAGGCAAGCCGGAGCGGGCCUUCUUUGCGCAAUGCCUUGAGGGGAUGGGCUGGAAGCGUCGAGAGGGAAGUGAAGAUCAGGCGUGGAUCGUGGGCGAUGAUGCUAGGCAGGAUCUCAGUCUUCCUCAGCUCAAGAAUGGGGAAGAGGACCCCUUACAGGGCUUGAAGGUGAGGAGGGGGCUGGUCAAGACGGGAAAGUAUCGCGAGGGGGAUGAGGAGAAGGUGGAGGGCGGUGGUUCAGGGGACGUAGGAGUAUGGGACAGCUUUGCACAUUGGGUUGAUGAUUUUGUUCGCGAGUGGAAGUCCUGUGAUAACCAAUAGAUGCGAUGUAGUGAUACUGCGGUCGAGAAGCUUGCCUGUCUGUCUGCUGAUGAUCAUGAGCUUCCUUGCGGCGAUAGGCUAUUCCUGGUUGACUGCCAGGGCGCGAUCCGGCCCACCGCCCGGCUGUGAGGUUGCCGGGGCGUGAAAUUGGACCCUCGAUGGCCGACGACACUCGACGUCUCGACUUGGACUUGCCUGCGC
Molecule: messenger RNA, 1450 nt
Organism: Jaminaea rosea
Lineage: Eukaryota; Fungi; Basidiomycota; Exobasidiomycetes; Microstromatales
Exons: 1
Coding region: 194-1249 (351 amino acids)
Molecular function (GO): phosphatase activity
Source: RefSeq, a predicted model, not a curated record